UAAUCUCUUCAUAAACGACACCGUUAUCUUGUCCAUUUUAACCGGAUUGGGGAGUUCCUCACAGCCAGAGAGCUGAGUGAGCAACAAGAGCCGCCAUGGAAACGAGACUCUCUGCUUCUUUAGGACUCCCAACUCCAGACCCAAAUCACCAUCCCCUUAACACCGAUUUCAAUUCCCUCUUCAAUCACUUAACCUACAAUCUCAUAUCCACUCAACCCAACAAACGUCGACCCAAACUCAUUAAAAACGACGUCGUUGGAUUCGCCUCUACUUCGCUAUCUACUACCACCGAUACCCACCAAUCUACAGCGUUGAAGCCACAAAAAUGGCUCAAAUCCACUUCAAAUAACACCUUUAAGGCUCAAACUAUUAUGAAGAAUCUCUCAGUUCUCGAGCGCGCCCUUAUUGGCGCAGCUGGCGGCGGCAUUGCUGGUGCAUUCACUUAUGUAUGUCUUCACCCGCUUGAUACAAUCAAAACCAAGUUGCAAACAAAGGGUGCUUCACAGAUUUACACGAGCACGUUUGAUGCCAUUGUUAAGACGUUUCAAACCAAGGGCAUUCUUGGGUUUUAUAGCGGUGUUUCUGCGGUUAUUGUUGGUUCUACAGCUUCAUCUGCUGUGUAUUUUGGGACUUGUGAGUUUGGGAAAUCAAUUUUGUCCAAAUUUGAGAUGUUUCCUUCUCUGCUUGUUCCUCCCACGGCUGGCGCAAUGGGGAAUAUUGUUUCGUCAGCUAUAAUGGUGCCGAAAGAAUUGAUUACGCAGAGACUGCAAGCUGGGGCAAAGGGGAGAUCUUGGGAAGUUUUGUUGAGAAUUUUGGAGAAAGAUGGGUUUUUGGGGCUUUAUGCAGGGUAUUCUGCUACAUUGUUGAGGAAUUUGCCUGCUGGUGUGUUGAGUUAUUCUUCUUUUGAGUACUUGAAAGCUGCGGUGUUGAGUAAGACUAAGAAAGGUCAUUUGGAGCCAAUUCAGAGUGUGUGUUGUGGGGCAUUGGCUGGAGCAAUUUCUGCGUCUCUAACAACUCCACUCGAUGUGGUGAAAACUAGGCUGAUGACUCAGGUUCACGGAGAGGCGGUUAACAAGGUGUCUGCAGUGAUGUAUAGUGGCGUUGCAGCAACUGUGAGGCAGAUUUUGAAGGAGGAAGGAUGGGUUGGAUUGACUCGAGGAAUGGCCCCUAGAGUUAUUCAUAGUGCUUGCUUUUCAGCAUUGGGGUAUUUUGCGUUUGAGACUGCUAGGCUUAUGGUUAUGCAGCAGUAUAUGAAGAGGAAGGAGUUAGCUGAAGCGAAUGUUGCUCCUGUUUGAUUUGUUGGCUGUUGUUGAGUCUCAGACGGUAUACAUUAUAGUUGUUGGUUAAUAUCCUAAAUUUCUAAUUUGUUUUUAUUUUUGUUUCUGCUUAAAGUAGAGUUCUCAUUGAUUUUUGGUAAUGCCUUUGUAUACCUUUGAAAUAAGGCACUUCGAUAAUACUUGUUUCUUUUGAUAAUAGUUAAAUAUUUUGCAAUGUUAUUGAUAACACUUUGAAAAUUUUGAUAAGGUAAAAGCAAUAUUAGUUAUUUUUAAGUAAA
Mangifera indica (mango) is the source of this 1555-nucleotide messenger RNA. Its product is annotated as protein MITOFERRINLIKE 1, chloroplastic. Gene Ontology annotation, molecular function: S-adenosyl-L-methionine transmembrane transporter activity. Lineage: Eukaryota; Viridiplantae; Streptophyta; Magnoliopsida; Sapindales; Anacardiaceae. The record is from RefSeq and is a predicted model, not a curated record. Bases 96 to 1295 code for a protein of 399 amino acids. Gene Ontology annotation, cellular component: mitochondrial inner membrane. The transcript has a single exon.